CACCUGGAGCGCUCAGGUAGGGCUUGGGCGGGGCUGGAAGCUGGCGCGCAGGCGCGGGACCGGGGCCUCGCCCCUGCCGACGUCGCAGGCUGAAGCUCACCUGGGAGACUCUAGGAGGAAGCCGCGCUUGGGUUCGGCCUCUCCUGGCAACGCGGGAGGCCCAGCGGGAAGGCAGGAGGCGGCGGCGGAGGAGGAGCUCGACUGAGCGGCAACUGUAGCGACAGCAACCGGAGUCGCCGCCGCCACCACCUGCACCUGGCGCCCGGCACAAGUCCAGCGCCCGCCCGGCCGCCGCUUCCCGCCGCCCUGCCCAGCCCACCUGCCAGAUUACAUCAGUUAAAAGCUCAGAAUUUUACAUCAAGUUUGAACACAAUUAGGGAAAUGUUGUUCUUAAACUGACUGGACUUGGCCAAGCCACUUAAUCUAUUUGACUCUGUGUCAGUAAAAUUGUAAAAGCAUAAUGCUUCACAAAAUUGCUGGAAGAACUUAUGUAUUAAGUGUUAAAGUACCAGGGACCUAAUCAACAUUGAACAAAAGGUAUUACCAUUUAAAGAAAUCUACUUGCCAGCAAAUCUAUGAUAAAAAAUAUAAGUAACAGAGGAAAUCAUAACAGUUAUUUGUCAAGUGACAAGCUUUUAAUGUCAGAAUGGCUCACCUAAAGCGACUACUGAAAUUACAUGUUAAAAGACAUUACCAUAAAAAGUUCUGGAAGCUUGGUGCAGUAAUUUUUUUCUUUAUAAUAUUUUUAAUUUUAAUGCAAAGAGAAGUAAGUAUUCAAUAUUCCAAAGAGGAAUCAAGGAUGGAAAGACACAUGAAAAACAAAAACAAGAUGCUUGAUUUAAUGCUAGAAGCUGUAAACAAUAUUAAAGAUGCAAUGCCAAAAAUGCAAAUAGGAGCACCUGUCAGGGAAAACAUUGAUGCUGGUGAGAGGCCCUGUUUGCAAGGAUAUUAUACAGCAGCAGAACUGAAACCCGUUCUUGACCGCCCACCUCAGGAUUCUAAUGCACCUGGUGCUUCUGGUAAAGGAUUCAAGACAACCAAUUUAAGUGUUGAAGAACAAAAGGAAAAAGAACGUGGGGAAACAAAACACUGUUUUAAUGCUUUCGCAAGUGACAGGAUUUCUUUACACCGAGAUCUUGGACCAGACACGAGACCUCCUGAAUGUAUUGAACAAAAAUUUAAGCGCUGCCCACCCCUGCCUACCACCAGUGUCAUAAUAGUUUUUCAUAAUGAAGCGUGGUCCACGCUGCUUAGAACUGUCCACAGUGUGCUUUAUUCUUCACCUGCAAUACUGCUAAAGGAAAUCAUUUUGGUGGAUGAUGCUAGUGUAGAUGAGUACUUACAUGAUAAACUAGAGGACUAUAUAAAACAAUUCUCUAUAGUAAAAAUAGUCAGACAAAAGGAAAGAAAAGGUCUGAUCACUGCUCGGUUGCUAGGAGCAACAGUAGCAACAGCUGAAACGCUCACAUUUUUAGAUGCUCACUGUGAGUGUUUCUAUGGUUGGUUAGAACCUUUGUUGGCCAGAAUAGCUGAGAACCACACUGCUGUUGUGAGCCCAGAUAUUGCAUCCAUAGAUAUGAACACGUUUGAAUUCAAUAAACCUUCUCCCUAUGGAUUUAACCAUAAUCGUGGAAAUUUUGACUGGAGUCUUUCAUUCGGCUGGGAAUCACUUCCUGAUUAUGAGAAGCGCAGAAGGAAAGAUGAAACCUACCCAAUUAAAACACCCACCUUUGCAGGAGGCCUUUUUUCUAUAUCGAAAAAAUAUUUUGAGUAUAUUGGAAGUUACGAUGAAGAAAUGGAAAUCUGGGGAGGUGAAAAUAUAGAAAUGUCUUUCAGAGUAUGGCAAUGUGGUGGGCAGUUGGAGAUUAUGCCUUGCUCUGUUGUUGGACAUGUUUUUCGCAGCAAAAGCCCUCAUUCCUUUCCAAAAGGCACUCAGGUGAUUGCCCGCAACCAAGUUCGCCUUGCGGAAGUCUGGAUGGAUGAAUAUAAGGAAAUAUUUUACAGAAGAAACACAGACGCAGCAAAAAUUGUUAAACAAGUAAAGAAGACAAAUUGGGCAGACUGUGUACUGCACAAGAGUACUUGGAAAUCAUUUGGAGAUCUUUCAAAAAGAUUUGAAAUAAAACAGCGCCUUCAAUGUAAAAAUUUUACGUGGUAUCUGAACAAUAUUUAUCCAGAAGUAUAUGUGCCAGACCUUAAUCCUGUUAUAUCUGGAUAUAUUAAAAGUAUUGGUCAGCCUCUAUGCCUGGAUGUUGGAGAAAAUAAUCAAGGAGACAAACCAUUGAUUUUGUAUACGUGUCAUGGACUUGGGGGAAACCAGUACUUUGAAUACUCUGCUCAUCAUGAAAUUCGGCACAACAUCCAGAAGGAAUUAUGUCUUCAUGCAGCUGAAGGUCCCGUUCAGCUGAAGGCCUGUUCCUACAAAGGUCACAAGACAGUUGUCACUAUAGAACAGAUAUGGGAGAUCCGGAAGGAUCAACUUCUAUAUAAUCCAUUCUUUAAAAUGUGCCUUUCAGCAAAUGGAGAGCAUCCGAACUUAAUGUCAUGCAAUCCAUCAGAUCCACUCCAAAAAUGGAUAUUUAGCCAAAAUGAUUAAGUGUUCCUUAAAAUUAAGGAGUUGAAAAAGGAGAUAUUCUUUCUCAUAAAACUGUGACUAGGCAUACACUGUAGUUUUUGAAAAUUAUGCAAAAGCAGCUAAUUGUAACUUAUUCCAAGUGCAUUUUUCUUAUUUAUGUCUUAAAAUGUCUAUGUAGUACUGCUACAGAAAUCCUGUAAGUUUCUGUUUCAAAGCACAAUAACUAGUAAUACCAAAGACUAUUUUCAAAUGUCCAGAUAUAGAAGAAGAGAUGUUUACAAUAUGAUGAAAAUAAUUUUCCACGUAUAGUGAUGUUUGUGUGUUUUGUAAACUUAAGGAUUGCAUAACUACAUUUACACUCACAAUUUAAAAUAUUUCUCCUAGUUUUUUGGGGGAAGGAAGAAAGAUUUGAUACUGUAUUUUUUUUAACUACAUAGAAAUGGAUCAAUGAAGGCCAAGUAUUGGCCUUUAUGUACAAACCAAGAAGUUUUUAUAGAUCUAGAAUUUAUUAUUUUAAAAUGCAGAUAAACUUUUUUUGCCUUUUGUUUACUUGUCUGUCAAAUGUUUCCUUAAACUUGAAAUUGAAUAAGGAGAGGAAUAUUUUUAACGCUUAAAUUUCUUGGCAAAUUUUAAAAUAUUUUUUAGUCUGAAGCCCACUCCACUUGAAGCACUUAAGUCUUUCUUAAAUGACUUUUGUAAGUAACUAUACUGUGUUUUCCCAAAGCACUUUAAAAACAAAAACUUUAUAAAUCACUCUCUGUUGAAAAGGCAUCCUUUUCCUUUCUGCUGGUCUUUUUUUCUUACCAAAUUUCACUAAUCUUGAAUGUUUGUGAUAUUGAAUUUCAAAAACAGAAUACUUGACUCAUUUAAAGCUAAAUUUUGUUACUGAUUCAAUUAUAAUUGUAAUAGAUUCUUGUCUUUGUAAUGGAUUUUUUUCAUCAAAAAAGGCCUUAUUUUAAUCUAUGUAGAAAACACAAUAAAAAAAUCCUCAACACUAUUGUAA
Molecule: messenger RNA, 3578 nt
Organism: Microcebus murinus (gray mouse lemur)
Lineage: Eukaryota; Metazoa; Chordata; Mammalia; Primates; Cheirogaleidae
Source: RefSeq, a predicted model, not a curated record